AUGGCCAUCAAAAUCGUCAAGAAGCGCACCAACAAAUUCAAGCGCCAUCAAUCCGACCGCUACCAUGGAGUGAAGGAGUCAUGGAGAAAGCCUAAGGGUAUUGACAACAGGGUCAGGCGCCGCUUCAAGGGUCAAACCCCCAUGCCCAAGAUUGGAUACGGAUCCAACAAAAAGACCCGCCACCUUCUCCCCAACGGCCUCAAGAAGUUCCUUGUGAGCAAUGUCCGAGAAGUCGACCUUCUCCUCAUGCACAACAAGUCUUUCUCUGCUGAGAUCGCCCACAACGUCAGCAGCCGAAACCGCGCUACCAUCCUCGAGCGUGCCAAGGUUUUGGGCAUCAAAGUCACCAACGCCGAGGCUCGUCUGCGGGCUACAAGGAAUGCAUCACACGCCGGAUCUUGGUACACUGCAGAUGGCAAAACCCUUGAUGCUGAGUUGACCCAAUGGCUCAAGGAAGUAGGAGAGACACAGGAACCGUACCCUAUCAAAGGGUGCAAAGCUAUCAUCGCACCGCACGCUGGGUAUUCCUACUCUGGACCCACCGCUGCCUGGGCUUACAAGAGUAUCGAUACAUCCUCCAUCAAACGCGUCUUCAUCUUAGGACCCUCGCAUCACUUUUAUUUGGAAGGCUGCGCGCUAUCCAAGUGCAAAGAAUAUGAAACGCCUAUUGGCAACUUGCCUUUAGAUUUGAAGACUAUUCAAGACUUAAAGGCCACGGGCAAGUUUGAAUCUAUGGGCCAGCAAGCAGAUGAAGACGAACAUAGUAUUGAAAUGCAUUUACCAUAUGUUCGAAAAAUAUUUGAGGGGAAGGAUAUUAGUAUCGUUCCCAUUGUCGUUGGAGCCAUUUCAGAAAGCGUAGAAGCAACAUUUGGUUCUAUCCUGGCUCCAUAUCUCGCCAGCGAGGACACCCUAUUUGUGAUUUCAAAGCCGGCUCCAAGCUCUGCGUCUGGUCUUCGACUGUCCCGAAGCACAGCACCUUCGGCGGACUUUCCCAUCUUUCAGUCUAUUAGCCGCCUUGACCACGAAGCUAUGGACCUUUUGACCUUGCCGCCCUCCACGGCGACUAAAGCCCAUUCAGAGUUUGCGAAAUAUCUUGCAAGGACAAAGAACACCAUUUGCGGAAGGCAUCCUAUUGGGGUGCUGUUCGGCGCCAUGUCGGCUCUGGAAAAGAGCAAAGGCAUCACGUCUGAAGUCAAGUGGGUGAGAUAUGAGCAAAGCAGCCACUGUCAUUCUAUCCGAGACUCUAGCGUAAGCUAUGCAAGCGCCUACGUACGAUUCUAA
This is a messenger RNA of Psilocybe cubensis, 1281 nucleotides long. RefSeq lists its product as uncharacterized. Gene Ontology annotation, molecular function: structural constituent of ribosome. The transcript has 12 exons. NCBI's taxonomy places the organism in Eukaryota, Fungi, Basidiomycota, Agaricomycetes, Agaricales, Agrocybaceae. The coding region runs from base 1 to 1281 and encodes 426 amino acids. Gene Ontology annotation, biological process: translation. Gene Ontology annotation, cellular component: ribosome. The record is from RefSeq and is a predicted model, not a curated record.